Messenger RNA from Peronospora matthiolae, 456 nucleotides. Lineage: Eukaryota; Oomycota; Peronosporomycetes; Peronosporales; Peronosporaceae. The record is from the annotation of a GenBank genome assembly.
AUGGUAGAGUUUGCCAUCAACAACUCGGUGCAUGCGUCCACGACACAUACACCGUUUUACGUGAAUGGCUUACGCCAUCCGCGUGUCAUUGCGUUUGAUGCCGAUAUCGAUAACAUCGAUAUCGAAGAAGAUAAUGCCAGUGAGAGUGCGGAAGCCCUCACUGAAGAAGAUGGUUCCAGUGAGAGUGCGGAAACCCUCACUGAAGAAGAUGAUUCCAGUGAGAGUGCGGAAGCCCUCACUGAAGAAGAUGAUGCCAGUGAGAGUGCGGAAGCCCUCACUGAAGAAAAAGUUGAUGUUGCUGCAGUGCGCUCACAGCGCACUGAAGCUAACGAGUCAUCAGAUGAGUUCAUACUGGCUCGUGAAACGGUAGUCCGUUUUGUGCAAGAUUCCAUCGCCGAAGCGGUGGAUAAGCAAAAGCAAAACGCUGACAAGAAUGAAAGGGCAAACACUCUUUGA